CCCACGGAGGCGGGGUGCUGUCUCCCCACUGCCUGCCCCACGGAGGCGGGGCGCUGUCCUGCCCGCCCCCGGCCAUGGGGCCAGGCCACCUGCCCCACAGCAUUUAGGAGGGACGCCCCAAGCCUCGGCAGUGCCAGCCCGGCCUCGCGCUCCUCUCGCCACCGCUCAGCCCCACAGGGCCCGUGGAGACCGGCAGCUCCUUCCUACAGCCCAGCAUGCAGCAGCCCCACGAGCCCCCCGUGCAGCAGCCCCCCGGCUGUGGCAAGCUCAUCCCCGUGGGCGGCAACGCCGGUGGGUGCGCCGGUGCCAUCCCGAAGGGACCGGUGAUCUGCAGCACCGUGUGCGGGAACCCCUACGCGGGGCUGGUGAGCCACCUGCGGGCAGCCUGGCUUUCGGGGAAGACGCGGCCCUUGGAGUACCGCUUGGCGCAGCUGGAGGCCCUGGGCCGCUUCCUGGAGGAGAAGAAGCAGGACAUCCUGGAGGCCACCGCCUUGGACAUGGGCAAGCCAUCCUUUGAGGCCUAUUUCACUGAGAUCCUCCUCUGCAAGAACGAGCUCAACAACACCCUUAACAACCUGUCCCACUGGAUGAAGGACGAGUACGUGGACAAGAACCUGGUGAUGCAGCUGGACUCGGCCUUCAUCCGCAGGGACCCCUAUGGGGUGGUGCUCAUCAUCGCGCCCUGGAACUACCCCAUCCACCUCUUCCUGGUGCCCCUCAUCGGGGCCAUCGCUGCCGGGAAUUGUGUAGUUGUCAAACCCUCAGAGAUAGCCAAGAACACCGAGAGGCUUGUCGCCGAAAUGCUGACCUGCUACUUGGACAGUGACUGCUUCGCCGUGGUGACCGCGGGCGUGCAGGAGACCACCAGGCUGCUGGAGAACAAGUUUGACUACAUCUUCUUCACUGGCAGCCCCUCCGUAGGCAGGAUCGUGAUGACAGCUGCUGCCAAGCACCUGACACCGGUGACGCUGGAGCUGGGGGGCAAGAACCCCUGCUACGUGUCCGACACCUGCGACGUGCAGAACGUGGCCCGGCGGGUGGCCUGGGGACGCUUCUUCAAUGCGGGGCAGACCUGCAUCGCGCCCGACUACAUCCUGUGCAGCGUGGAGAUGCAGGACAAGCUGAUGCCCGCCCUGCGCGAGGCCAUCACCGAAUAUUUUGGCCCCAACCCGCAGGAGUCCCCCGACUUUGCCCGCAUCGUGGGGGACAAGCAGUUCCGCCGCGUGCGGGCGCUGCUGUGCAGCGGGCGCGUGGCCAUCGGGGGACAGACGGACGAGAAGGAGCGCUACAUCGCCCCCACAGUGCUGGCAGACGUGCAGCCCUCUGAUCCUGCCAUGCAGGAGGAGAUCUUUGGGCCCAUCCUGCCCAUCGUCGUCGUGGCCAACAUGGACGAAGCCAUUGACUUCAUCAACGCGCGGCCCCGGCCGCUGGCCGUCUACGCCUUCUCCUGUGACAGCAAGGUGGUGAACCAGGUGCUGGAAAGAACGAGCAGCGGCACCUUCUGCGGCAACGACACCCUGAUGCAAGUGACACUGACCUCACUGCCUUUCGGUGGCAUUGGUAACAGUGGCUUGGGGAAUACCAUGGCAAGUUCACCUUCGACACCUUCUCUCAGCACCGCGGCUGCCUGCACCGCAACAUGGGCCUGGAGGCCAUCAACAGCCUGCGCUACCCGCCCUACAACCAGCAGAAGCUGGGGCUGAUGACGGCCACCUUUGAGAUCAAGCGCAAGGGCAUGUGCACCCUGCUCUGAGGAGUGCCCCGCGCCGCUCAUGGACUGACCGGGCUGGGGAUGCGUGGCUGGGGCCUGCAGAGUGAAACCCCCUUUGUCUGCACCGCUCCCUCUGUCCCGUGCCACAUCCUUUGCCUCACUGCCACCCAGAUGUGUGUUGGACAGCAGGGACAGACCCCUCCUGCACAUUCACUCCUGCCCAGCUUCCUCUGCUCUGGACCGUGUGCCGUGAUAUAGCUGAAAUGUCAAAAAUUUCUUGUUCUCACCCCAGACUUCUCUUCUUGGCAGAGAAGCAGCCCCCUGGAUGUUGAGAGCCAGCAGUUAGCCCCAUCUCUCGUUAGAUGACCCUUUCCGUCCCUGUGAACCUUGCUCUCCUGACAGCUGUUGCUUUUUCCUCUGUGUAACUCUGCUUUAGUAAAGACUUUGCAUUGA
Cygnus olor (mute swan) is the source of this 2164-nucleotide messenger RNA. Its product is annotated as aldehyde dehydrogenase family 3 member B1-like. Gene Ontology annotation, molecular function: aldehyde dehydrogenase (NAD+) activity. Gene Ontology annotation, cellular component: cytoplasm. The record is from RefSeq and is a predicted model, not a curated record. NCBI's taxonomy places the organism in Eukaryota, Metazoa, Chordata, Aves, Anseriformes, Anatidae. The transcript is spliced from 11 exons. The coding region runs from base 216 to 1703 and encodes 495 amino acids. Gene Ontology annotation, biological process: aldehyde metabolic process.